Belonocnema kinseyi is the source of this 1672-nucleotide messenger RNA. RefSeq names its product phosrestin-2 (gene Arr1). The coding region runs from base 60 to 1196 and encodes 378 amino acids. The record is from RefSeq and is a predicted model, not a curated record. Gene Ontology annotation, cellular component: cytoplasm. Gene Ontology annotation, biological process: G protein-coupled receptor internalization; signal transduction. The transcript has a single exon. Gene Ontology annotation, molecular function: G protein-coupled receptor binding. NCBI's taxonomy places the organism in Eukaryota, Metazoa, Arthropoda, Insecta, Hymenoptera, Cynipidae.
ACAAUUCUUCACAAGUGGACAGUCGAGUGAUAGGACCUUCCGUCAAAAUACGAGCAAAAAUGGUUGCAAAUUUCAAGGUCUUUAAAAAGUCCUCCCCCAAUGGAAAAAUUUCCCUAUACCUGGGGAAACGAGACUUUAUCGACUACCUCUCGGGAGUAGAACCGGUCGACGGUGUAAUUCUUCUCGACCAAGACUACAUCAACAGCGAGCGUCGAGUAUGGGGACAACUAAUCUGCAGUUUUCGGUACGGAAGAGAGGAAGAUGAAGUAAUGGGUCUAAAUUUCCAAAAGGACCUGUACCUGGUAUCCGAGCCUCUCUAUCCUGAAAAGAAGAAGUCAGAAACAAACCUGACAAAAUUGCAAGAAAGAUUACUAAAAAAAUUGGGACCAAAUGCAAUUCCUUUCACCUUUUGCUUUCCCCAAAGUGCUCCCUCAAGUGUGACCCUUCAACCAGAUGCUGAGGAAACUGGAGAACCUUGUGGGGUGAGUUACUACGUGAAAAUUUUCACCGGGGAAAGCGACUCUGACGUCAGUCACAAGAGAAGUACAAUUUCUCUUGGAAUUCGAAAAAUCCAGUAUGCUCCUACAAAACAGGGAAGACAACCUUGCAGUGUUGUUCGAAAGGACUUUCUCUUGAGUCCUGGGGAAUUGGAGCUUGAAGUCACUUUGGAUAAACAGCUAUAUCAUCAUGGUGAACGAAUCGCUGUCAAUGUUACUGUGAGGAAUAACAGCAACAAGGUCGUAAAAAAAAUUAAAGCGCUUGUUCAACAGGGAAUAGAUGUUGUAAUUUUCCAGAAUGGGCAAUUUAGAACAGUCAUCAGUGCUGUUGAGACCCAAGAUGGAUGUCCGAUUAACCCAGGAUCAAAUUUGCAGAAGGUUUUGUAUUUAAAGCCAGAUUUGGAGGGAAAUGAAAACCGAAGAGGAAUUGCUCUGGAUGGACAAUUGAAAAGUGAAGGAGAGAGUCAACUGGCUUCCAGCACCUUGCUGACAUCUCCAGAUGUUCGAGACUCUUUUGGAAUUGUUGUUUCAUAUGCUGUGAAGGUGAAGCUUUAUUUGGGAGCUUUGGGAGGAGAAUUGUCUGCUGAAUUGCCGUUUAUUCUAAUGCGGCCAAAACCUUCGGAUAGGGUGAAAUCCAUCACUGCUGAUGGGAUAGUAAUUGACGAUCCACCACAAAUCAAGGAAAAAAUCUGCAGUUAAUUAUCCGGAAUUCAUCUUCUGAAUUUGAUCAAUGGUGGGAAAAAUACAUCUUCUGUUGGAUUGAAUAAUCAAUUAUAUGGUUCGGAACCUGUAGAUCUUUUAAACGUAAAUAGAGUUUAGGAAGUUCGAUUGGUAAUGGAAGAACGUAUUUUUCAUAUUUUGUGGUGUGUGUUCGGAGUGAUUAACAAAUUAUCAGAAUUCUUCAUAAAAAGUGACGUCAAAUUUCUUAAGAUUGUUAUAAAGUUUAUUUGAAAUUAUAUGAAGUAAUUCGAAUUAAUCAGUUGACAUUUAUUAACUAUUUUCUUUCUAGUAUAGCAUUUUAUAAUUUACUUUUCGUUUUUUAAUUUAUACUUCAUGAGGUAUCAUUUGAUUACUUUCAGAUUCUUUUAAUCUUCAAAAAAGUAAAUUUGAUGUAAUGUGUUUAUAAUUACAAUUCAUGAUAGUAUGAUACCGUAGUGGUUACAAUAAAAAAAUAA